Messenger RNA from Clarias gariepinus (North African catfish), 2832 nucleotides. It is a transcript of the gene atl2, whose product is annotated as atlastin GTPase 2. Lineage: Eukaryota; Metazoa; Chordata; Actinopteri; Siluriformes; Clariidae. The transcript has 13 exons. Gene Ontology annotation, biological process: endoplasmic reticulum organization; protein homooligomerization. The record is from RefSeq and is a predicted model, not a curated record. Gene Ontology annotation, molecular function: GTPase activity; GTP binding. The coding region runs from base 357 to 2090 and encodes 577 amino acids.
GUGUGUGUGUGUGGGUGGGGGUAAGUCCAUGGCAGGGGGCAUAUACUUUUUCCACGUGAGUCGGUCAUGCUCUUUAACCAAUCAGAUGUGACCUAGCCAUUUCAACCAAUCAUAACCUGGCAGGAGCGCAGGCUAAAUCCUGUUUACAUGAAAUAAACCUGCUCCCGAGCAGGUUCAAGCUUACGGAUAUGUUGCUAUGACAAAAAAUGCUAGAAGCGCAUCGAAGAACGAAACAAUCCAAGAUCAGGUCAAAUCCACAACAAUCAAAUCCAGCUAACUGAGUUAGCGACGUACGAAGAACGGACCCCAGGCCCCCCCAGGACCCUGUAUACAGGAUAAAGUGGUGUAAACAAUGAAUGAAUAUGACUGGCGUAGAGGAGGUGCCACUGUGUCGUCCUUCCCGUGGGUCAAGCAGGGCGGAUGACUUCAGCCCAAACACAAACGGAGAUGCUCCGUGUGCUGUGGAGGAAGAUCUCAAACCCGAGGAGGAAGAGUUGGUACCAAAAGCAGCUCGGCCAAUACAGAUAGUUGUUGCAAAUGGGAACGACCAUAAGUUUGAAUUGGAUGAAGUGGCAUUGGAGAAGAUCCUAAUGCAAGAUCACAUUAAAGACCUAAAUGUGGUUGUGUUGUCUGUGGCUGGUGCUUUUCGCAAGGGCAAAUCCUUCCUACUGGACUUCAUGCUACGCUAUAUGCACAAUCAGUCAUCUGAGUCAUGGAUGGGAGGAGAUGAUGAGCCAUUAACAGGUUUCUCCUGGAGGGGUGGUUGUGAGAGAGAGACAACAGGAAUCCAGGCCUGGAGUGAAGUGUUUGUUGUGGACAAAACUGAUGGCAGUAAGGUUGCUCUCCUGUUGGUUGAUACUCAGGGAGCUUUUGAUAGUCAAUCCACUAUUAAAGACUGUGCUACGGUUUUUGCCCUCAGCACUAUGACCAGCUCCAUACAGGUUUAUAAUCUCUCGCAAAAUAUUCAAGAAGAUGACCUACAGCAUCUCCAGCUUUUUACCGAAUAUGGUCGCUUGGCAAUGGAGGAGGUCUAUGAAAAGCCAUUUCAGAAACUGCUGUUUCUAAUUAGAGACUGGUGUUACCCUUAUGAACAUGAGUAUGGACUAGAUGGAGGGAAUCGCUUCUUGGAACGGCGGCUGCAGGUGAAGCAAAACCAGCAUGAAGAGCUACAGAAUGUGAGAAAACAUAUCCACUCAUGUUUCUCAAACAUUGACUGUUUUCUGCUGCCUCACCCAGGCCUGAAAGUUGCAACCAACCCCAACUUCGAUGGCAGACUUAAAGAUAUUGAUAGUGAUUUUAAGAACGAGCUGCUGAAACUGGUACCCUUACUGCUGGCCCCUGAGAACCUGGUGGAGAAAGAGAUAAAUGGUGCCAAGGUGACAUGCAGGGACCUACUGGAAUAUUUCAAGGCAUACAUCAAAAUCUACCAAGGUGAGGAGCUCCCUCAUCCCAAGUCCAUGUUGCAGGCAACUGCUGAAGCCAACAACUUGACAGCUGUGGCUGGGGCAAAGGACACGUACAGCCGGACUAUGGAGCAGAUAUGUGGUGGAGACAAACCAUACAUGGCACCAGUUGACCUCCAGCGCUAUCAUGAUGAGCUGAAGGAAACCUCUGUCCAGAAGUUUCGUGCAGUUAAGAAAAUGGGAGGAGUUGAGUUUAGUCAACGAUACCAGGAACAGCUAGAGUCUGAGCUUGAUGAAGUUUAUUCUAAUUUCACCAAGCACAACGAAAGCAAGAACAUCUUCUAUGCAGCAAGAACGCCUGCAACUUUGUUUGCGGUCAUGUUUGGCAUGUACAUAAUUUCCACUGUAACAGGGUUCAUUGGCUUAUCACUGAUUGCUGCCCUGGCCAACCUUGUGAUGGGGGUGUCUUUGAUGUCACUGUGUGCAUGGGCAUAUGUGAGAUAUUCGGGUGAAUAUCGAGAAGUGGGCGUGGCUAUAGAUCUUACAGCAGAAGCCUUGUGGGAGCAGGUGCUGAAGCCAAUGACUGAGCAAUACAUGGAGGAAAAUAUGCGCCAGACUGUAGUUAACUCCAUAAGAGCCAGUCUGACUGAACAAGUGAAGCAAACUGCAAAGUUAAAAAACAACUGACCCCUUGCCAUGUCUUUCAUGUCUCUUAUGUUCAGUGUGUACAGAAUGUGUUUUUGCACAGUUUUAUUGUGGACUCUUGUACCCUUAGGUUGCAGAAUUAAAACCAAAGUUUACAACCCAGACUAGACAUGAUGCACACGUUUAGUAAGUGACUGAAGCUUUGUCACUAUAAUUAUAAUAUGCAUACCUCCUGUGGGUUUUGUUUCUUCUUCUUUCAGAAGUAGAUAUAAAAAAAAAUGAAUCCACCAUUAUUUUGUCAGUUUUACCAGUUCAAUGUAUUGUCUGUCUCUUUUUGGAUCAUUAUUUUGUGCAAUUUGAAUUUAUAUUCAGAAACACACAAAUUAAAUGUUGACAUUUAAAUGUUGUUGAAUUCAGGAAUAAUGCGGCAGUUCAAUGUCUGCUCACUCCAGAACUUUUACUUGUUUAAAAACUGACCUAUUUACUCAAGGCACUUCUUCACAUUAUAAAGCCAUGCAGAAAUGUAGAAGAGAAAUGUAUCAUAAUACCCAGCAUGUAUAUGAAUGUAUAAAUAUAAUUUUAAUUAUAUUUCUAGAAAAUGGGUUGCGUCUGUUAGUUUAGAAUUGGGUAAUUUAAAUGUGAAUUCAUCUGCUUACCUACUGCCACAGUACUUGGUCAUAUCACACACAAGCCUGCACUGCAAUGUGUAGGAUAACUUGCUUCGUCUGCCUUCUAAGGCGAUGUUGUAAUUUAUUUUUUAUGUGAUUAAAAAUAUUUAAAUAGC